Messenger RNA from Cavenderia fasciculata, 1938 nucleotides. Its product is annotated as TLDc domain-containing protein. Lineage: Eukaryota; Evosea; Eumycetozoa; Acytosteliales; Cavenderiaceae. The record is from RefSeq and is a predicted model, not a curated record. The coding region runs from base 1 to 1938 and encodes 645 amino acids. The transcript has 4 exons.
AUGGUUGGCAUACUCGAUGAAGCAGACAUUUAUAAAUGUAGAAAGGUGAUACCGAGUGAUCAAAGUUUUGUAACAGGCUUUUCAUUGUUACUCUUAUCGAAUAGUAAUACAAUUAGUCAUGCAAACUCUAAAAUAAGAACUUAUAGUUCAAGACCAAUUGCAUUAUUAUUGAGUAAUCAACAAAUAUUUUUAGUUUCAAGAGUUCAAUCGGAUUCUUCCACCACCUCUUCAACAAAAGAUAACAACAAAAAACAAACUUCUUCUUCUUCUUCUUCUUCUUCUUCUAAACAACAGGAAGAUGAAAUUGAAUUAAUUGGUAGUUGUAAUUUGAGUGAAAUAAGUAAAAUUCAAACUGGAUAUCUUCAUUCAUCGGGAUCACACAAGAAAAAGAAACAAAUACCAACUCUGACCAACCCACUUUCAUCAUCACCAACCUCUGCAUCACUUUCUUCAACGGAUUUUACAACAUCACAAGACGAUAUACUUUUAAGCGACAAUCGAACUUCACCCGGUCAAUACUCUCUCAAGAUUAGCCGACACAGCCAACCAUCAUGGACCAUGAUGACUUUUUCACCGUCGGACACGCCACAGAUCCAAAAGGAAAGAGUAUCGACCAUUGCAAGUUCAAUCAAAUCAUUGGUUCGUGAAUCCAUCAUUCAAUCUCAACUUCAAAGUCAACUUUCUUCAGAAGAAAAGUUGUUUAUUCCUUUAGUUUAUUAUCAACCAAAUGAUAAAUAUUUUGUUGAAGGAGAAUUACAUUUAAAUCUUCAAAAAAUAUCAUUUAUUCAAAAAUAUGUUAGAGAUGGUAAUUUAAAACAUUUAUCAAAGGUACAUGAUAAUUUUAGUUUUUCUGUAGAUACCAUUUCAAUUUAUGAAUGUAAACAAAUACCAAACUCUAAAGCUUUUAAAAAAUUUAGUCAAGUUAAUAUAUUAUCUCAAGGUAAAGAGCCUUCAGAAUUAAUAUCUUUUUAUUUUCCAAUGGAUGAAGUACCACAAAUAACAAAUAGUAUAAUUAGAUUAAUAACAGAAAGUCAAGAUAUUGCAGAUCAAGUUUAUAAAGAAUCAUCAAACAAAAAUAAUGAUUCAACAUCAACGACAACAACUACAACGACACCAAAUAGAGGAACGGGACAAAAAUCAUUGACCGAUAGUGAUUUCUAUUUGGUUGAUGAAGAGGAUGAAUUUGGUAGUGGUGAUAGUAGUAAUGGUAGUACAGGGAAUCUUGAAAGAAUAGUAGAAGAUGACUAUGGACUUACAAGUCAGGCAUUGACAACUACAUUGGAAAAUAAUACACCAACACACAAACCAACCAAAAACAAUUUCAAAACCUCUUCCGAUAUUUUAUCUUCAGACGAUAUUCUAUGGUUACAAAGCUUUUUACCGCUUCGACACAAUGAUGAUGUGUUUGAAAUGAUCUACUCGACCAACAAACACGGUAUAAGCAUCAAAACAUUUUUUUCACGACUUUAUAAUCGUUCACCAUGCAUCAUGGCCAUCAAAGACGACCGUGGCCAAGUAUUUGGAGCCUAUACAGCCGAUCCUUGGAACACUGAAAAGAAGAUUCACUAUGGAAGUGGAGAAACUUUCCUAUUCAAAAUCAACGACCACGCAAAUAGAAACAAGUUUUCAUGGACUCGAAAGAAUGAUGAUUUUAUGUUGUCAACCAAAGAGGCAUUUGUAUCAAUGGGUAGUGGUGGUAAAGGUGUUGGAUUGUGGAUUGAUGAAGACCUAUUCUAUGGAAGUAGUAAUCGUUGUGCUACAUUUGACAAUGAACCUUUGGCAUCGACCACCGACUUUAAAAUUAUGGAACUCGAGGUUUGGUCUCCUCUCAAAUCAAAAAAUGCCACCUCUGCUCCCAAAAUGCAAAAUGCUACUGAUCUCUUUGGUACUAGAUUUACUUAUAAACCCCCUCCAAAAACUAUUGGUUCUUAUUAUUAA